UCCGUCCCCGGCCUCUGACCGUUCUGCCACUCCCGUUCGGAUCGAGGAACAUGAUGUUCUUCUCAAGGCCUCCGUAGACAUGGUUCUGGGGUACGCUGAUGGCCCCAAUGACGCUAAUGCCAUCAUUUCUCCUGUCCCACAACUCGGGGGCUUAGGCCGACAGACAAUGCCGGGAAUACUCAACAUUUUCAAUGCAAACGAAGACGUCCGAUCACAGUGGCAAAAGCUGAGACGUGGCUCUGCAAAACUGAAAUUCAGGCAAAGAGGUCGCAUUGCGGACAUAGUUAUUGAUUACUUUCAAACUAUGAACAUCGAAUUGAACCGCCAACGCUGCAAGCUCCUUGCCGAGGAGAUCGUGACACGACUCGAGCACGAGGAAAGUAAAGAUUGGACUAAUAAAGGCGGAGUCAUUUACGAACGGAUGCGAACUCGGAAACGUACCAUCAUAAGGAAGAAAGAAAGGAUGGAAACAUAACAAAUAUGUUAAUUUAUCGAUGUGAAGUUUCUUUUAGUAAUUUUUAUUUCCUUUUUGAAGUUUCC
Drosophila miranda is the source of this 540-nucleotide messenger RNA. RefSeq lists its product as uncharacterized. The coding region runs from base 80 to 475 and encodes 131 amino acids. The record is from RefSeq and is a predicted model, not a curated record. The transcript has 2 exons. NCBI's taxonomy places the organism in Eukaryota, Metazoa, Arthropoda, Insecta, Diptera, Drosophilidae.